AUGAGUGAAAUUAUUCAUGAUAAACCAUCUUUAAAACAAUCUCUUAAAGUGAUUUUUUUUUCUUCUAAAAUUAACAUAUUAUUGUUGUUAGUUCCCGUAGGUUUUGUUGUAAACUUUCUUAAUUUGAAUAAAGUCAUCAUCUUUGUAAUAAACUUUCUUGUAAUUAUUCCAUUGGCCAAAUUGCUUGGGUUUGCAACUGAAGAACUUUCAUGUGGAGUCGGACAAGUCUUGGCAGCUUUAUUGAAUGUGACUUUUGGCAAUGCGGUAGAAUUAAUAAUAUCGAUAAUAGCUUUGUCAAAGAGACAAAUUCGCAUUGUUCAGGCAUCAGUUCUCGGAUCUAUAUUUUCAAAUAUCUUAUUAGUUUUAGGAUCAUGUUUUCUUGCUGGUGGAAUCACCAUUCUUAAAGAAGAACGUUUGGAACAAGAAUUUAGUUCAACUGCAGCACAAGCAAGUUCUAGUGUUAUGACUUUAGCGUGCAUUGCUUUAGUCGUACCUGCUGCUUUUAUCCUUGCUAUAGAUGGAAAUUCUAACAGUACUAUUGGUAAUAGUGCUCCCAACGCGAUUGAUUCUAGAAUCCUGCAUUUAAGUUAUGGAACUUCUAUAGUGUUGUUCAUAAUAUAUAUACUUUAUUUAUAUUUUCAGUUAAAAACUCAUAAAGAUUUAUUUAAUAAUGAAGAAAAUGAAGAACCACAAAUAAGCAAGAAUAUGGCAUUAUUUUUGCUAAUUAUAGUAACAGUGAUAAUUGGAUUUUCUGCUGAAUUUCUUGUUAGUUCAAUUGAAGGAGUUGAUUUAAGUAAAACUUUCAUUGGGUUGAUAUUGUUACCUAUUAUCGGAAAUGCAGCUGAGCACGCUACUUCUGUUACUGUUGCAAUGAAAAAUAAAAUGGAUUUUGCUAUUUGUGUUACAGUUGGCAGCUCAACACAAAUCGCAUUAUUUGUUAUUCCUCUAUUAGUAAUAUUGGGAUGGAUUAUUGGUCAACCAAUGUCAUUGAACUUUGAGGUUUUUGAAACUGUAUGUUUAUUAAUAUCAGUUUUACUCUCAAAUUACUUGGUACAG
Dentiscutata heterogama is the source of this 1056-nucleotide messenger RNA. The record is from the annotation of a GenBank genome assembly. NCBI's taxonomy places the organism in Eukaryota, Fungi, Glomeromycota, Glomeromycetes, Diversisporales, Gigasporaceae.